CUCGUUAUUCGAGUCACUCAAAAGUCGUCAACAGUCACGCGAACGCAUUGGUAUAAGUGUAUUGUGUUUGAUCGUAUCAUUCAAAACUACUGAAAUUACAUAUAAAGUAAAAACUCUAUCAAUAAUACACUCACAAUGGUGAAAUUGACGCCGGAAUUGAUAGAGCAAUCGAUGCAAUACAUUAAUCCUGUACGGGAUCGCGAAUUAGAUCUCAGAGGAUAUAAAAUACCCACUAUUGAGAAUCUGGGAGCGACCUUGGAUCAAUUUGAUACAAUAGAUUUUUCUGAUAAUGAUAUACGCAAGCUGGAUGGAUUUCCACUUUUGAAAAGAAUCAAGACCUUGUUUUUCAAUAAUAAUCGUAUUGUCAGAAUUGCUGAAGGUUUAGAGCAAUGCAUACCGAAUUUAGAAACUCUGAUGUUGACUGGCAACAUGAUACAAGAAUUGGGUGAUUUAGAGCCUCUCAUACCACUAAAACAUCUUAAAAACUUGUGUCUGCUUCAAAAUCCAGUAUCGGCUAAACAACAGUACAGACAGUACGUCGUAUAUAGAUUUCCACAACUCAAACUGCUCGAUUUUCGAAAGAUCAAACAAAAAGAACGAGAAGCAGCAAUAGAAUACUUUAGAAGCAAGCGUGGCAAAGAGAUGGCACGCGAAAUAGCGAAGAAGGUGAAGGCACAGGCGGGUGCAGCUGACAGGCCUUACGUUACUCCUGAAGAGCGUAAUAAAAUUCGCGAAGCUAUCACAAAUGCAUCUACCUUGGAAGAAGUACAGAGACUUACUAAGCUGUUACAAGCUGGUCAUAUACCGAGUGAAGAACGAUUGCAAAAUGG
This is a messenger RNA of Linepithema humile (Argentine ant), 830 nucleotides long. It is a transcript of the gene U2A, whose product is annotated as small nuclear ribonucleoprotein polypeptide A'-like U2A. Gene Ontology annotation, molecular function: U2 snRNA binding; protein binding. Lineage: Eukaryota; Metazoa; Arthropoda; Insecta; Hymenoptera; Formicidae. The record is from RefSeq and is a predicted model, not a curated record. Gene Ontology annotation, cellular component: U2 snRNP. Gene Ontology annotation, biological process: mRNA splicing, via spliceosome.